AUGUCACAGCUUCUUACUGACUCUGAAAAACGACGAAAAUUGAAUAACAGCAAUACAGACGAAAGUGGACUGGAGGAAGAUCUGAGUGCUGACGAAGCAAGCGGGUCCGAUUUGGAAUCAGAAGCAGAGCUAGAAAAUGGUGAAGUUGAUCACCAUGAUGGAAAUGCUCCCGCAAAAGCCGGGGUAAUAGAGAAACUUGUUCUUCGAAACUUCAUGUGUCACGAAUUCUUUGAGCUCGAAUUUGGUCCUCAGUUGAAUUUUAUCAUAGGCAGAAAUGGUUCUGGAAAGAGUGCCAUUCUCACAGGCAUAUCUGUCGGUUUGGGUGCCAAAGCAGCUGAUACUAAUAGAGGAACUUCGAUGAAAAAGUUAAUUAAAGACGGCAAGAACACGGCAAGAAUCUCCAUCACAUUAAAGAAUGAGGGCCCCGAAGCCUACAAGCGAAGUACAUUUGGCUCACACAUCAUUAUCGAAAGGGUGCUUCAAAGGCAAGGUACAAAUCAAUAUCUCAUAAAGUCAGCUCUGGGAGCCAUAAUUUCAAAAAAGAAGGCAAUCAUCGAUGAGAUCUUGGCGCGUUUUAACAUUACAGUCGAUAACCCACUAGCAUUUCUUUCACAAGAUAAAGCUCGAGAAUUCAUCACUCUGACUACCGACCACUCAAAAUACAACUAUUUCAUGACAGGCACACUUUUGAGCGACAUCCUUGCAACUUACCAAUCCAUUUCCAAGAACAUUGUGGAAGUCAACAGUAAGCUAACCAUAGCAAAGCAACAUCUUGAGGCUGCCAGGCGCACCUAUGCCAAAUCGACGCAGGUAUUCAAUAACUUUAAAAGAUCUGACCAUUUACGAAGACAUUUAGAGCUCCUCCACGGCAAAAUUUAUUGGUAUAAUGUUUCUGUAUUUGAAAAGAAAAUACAAAAGUACAGAGAUAAUAUACUGUCCUUGGAAGGGAACAUACGAGAAACUGAGUCUAAGAUCAGUGAAUUAACCAACAAAAUUGAGUCUAGUAAGCUUGAAGUUCCACAACUUCAAGCCAACGCCGAAGAGGCAAGACGUCAGGUCUCCAUACUUAAUGAGGAGGUUCAUGAUGCACAAGAAGCAUACACAAAAAUCCGCAUGGCCGUAAGUGAUGUUGCAAAUGAGAUCAAAUCGGAAGAACAUGAAAUCAAGUCGCUCAAGUCGGAAGUUAAGGGCCUCGAAAAAGAACUAGAAACUGAGACAUCUCGAUCAAAGGAUACUAUUGACUCGCCUUCCAGUUUGGAGUCGAAGAGAUUAACGUUAAAGGAACUAGAAGGUGAGCGAGAUAAGUUAAAGGCGCUCAAUGACACAUUUGCCGACCCUCAGAAUAGUGCAAUAAUGCAGAUCCAAAGACAAAUCACAUCGGCCAAGGAGAGUGUGCAAGAUAUGAGAAGGAGAAAGAAUGAGAUUUUAGCGGCACAAAGAGAUCAAUACGCGCCUUGGGGACUGAGUAUGGCCAAAGUGAUAAACGCCAUAAACUCAACUAAUAGAUGGAAAGAAAAGCCCAUUGGUCCUAUCGGAUACUACGUCACGUUGAAGAGUGAAUACUCAGAGUGGAAGGAUCUUAUCAAUGCCGUACUUCUGCAAACGUUGGACUCUUUCUUAGUCUCAAAUGAACAUGAUAGACGCCUAUUGCAACAAAUUUUCAGACAGUUUCGAAUCAACAAGAACAUAAUUACCAGAAAGUUUGAGGAGUUCCUGUACGAGUCCGGUAAGGCGCUGGAACAUGUUACAUUUCUUGAUAUGUUGGAGAUACUGAAUCGACAUGUCGCCUUCACGUUGAUUGAUUCCAACAUGAUCGAAAAAUGUGUGACAACUAAGGACAGAAGAAAUGCAAACUCCCUUAUUACCCAGAAAAAUGUCCUUAAUGUAUUUUCUUUGUUGAAUGCCAAGUCAGGGCACAGGUCAACGGGUAGUAACAGGUCUUUUCGAAUCGAUCCGAUCUAUUACAGAAAUGACUUGCACAAGCUUUCAUCUGGUAGCGCAUCUGCCGCAGACGAGACCAGGAAGAUAGAUGAAAGAAUACUGGAAGAGCAAAAUAACUUGUCGCGACUUGAAAAUCAACUUAGAGAAGCAAGAAUUAAAUUUCAAAAUGAUAAGCAAAAUACCGAGAAAAGAUAUCGUGAGAUCCAGUCACAAUUAAGAAAACUUGCCGAUGAAAUUUUUAGAGAGGAAAAUAACGUGAAUGACUCAAAUGAUAGUUCACGCACUGAGACAUUGAAGGGCCGAAUACAAGAACUUGAAAACGAGAUUAAUAACAAGUACGGAAUAUUGGAUUCCCUCAGGCAAGAUAUUGUGAAAGACAAAGAAAAGUUUGUCAAAGCGAAGCUUGCCGUCGAACGCAAGAAAGAACAAAUGGCGGAUUGUAAAAAACAAAAAGACGAUGCAGAACAAGAAAUGGUCAAUAUGGAUGGAAAUAUCAGCGAAAUGGAUGCGCAAAUGUCUCAGUAUGAGAUGAAGAAAGAGCAGCAUUUAUCAUCUAUCAAUCAGUUUGAAACGAAAAUACAACAGGGGCAAGAACGACUCCAACCAUUGCUUGCUGAUGCCGAAGCUCGCUGCCCUCGUGACAAGAUACUGAUAGCUGAAACCGAUACCAGCGAAACAAUAAGCCAGGAAUACGAAAGGACACAGCAGGCGGUUCAGGAAGCAGAAAAGACCAUUGGCAAAUCAAUACAAGAGAUUCAAGACGAGCUUUUGUCAAACAAAGAGAGUAAGGAAGAUGCAGAAAAACGAGUAAAAAAUCUUACGACAAUCUCGAGAGCACUUCAAGCCGACCUCAAUAGGCGUUUUGAUGCCUUGCACACCACUAUUUUAAGAAAUACUGGAGAAUCAGCGUCCUCCUUUGAGCGCUCACUUGCGCUCAGAGGUUUCAAGGGCGAGUUGAAAUUCAACUUUGCCGAGGAAACAUUGACAAUGAUGGUUCAAACAAAGAACGACGCACAAAAAAGAACUACAGAGUCUCUUUCCGGUGGAGAAAAGUCCUUCACGCAAAUUGCAUUGCUUUUAGCUAUAUGGAAAAUGAUGGACUCGAAAGUUCGUGGGCUAGAUGAAUUUGAUGUGUUCAUGGAUUCGGUCAACAGAUCUAUAAGUAUCAAGCUUCUUUUGAACGAGUUGAGACAGUAUCCAAAAUCACAAUCAAUAUUUAUUACUCCUCAAGAUAUUGCUGUUGUCGGAGACUUAGAUAGCAGCGACGUACGGAUCCACCGCAUGUCAGACCCUAGGAACUCCAAUUGA
Messenger RNA from Meyerozyma guilliermondii ATCC 6260, 3249 nucleotides. It is a transcript of the gene SMC6, whose product is annotated as DNA repair protein. The transcript has a single exon. Lineage: Eukaryota; Fungi; Ascomycota; Pichiomycetes; Serinales; Debaryomycetaceae. The record is from RefSeq and is a predicted model, not a curated record. The coding region runs from base 1 to 3249 and encodes 1082 amino acids. Gene Ontology annotation, cellular component: nucleus; Smc5-Smc6 complex; site of double-strand break. Gene Ontology annotation, biological process: double-strand break repair via homologous recombination. Gene Ontology annotation, molecular function: ATP hydrolysis activity; damaged DNA binding; single-stranded DNA binding.